AUUUCUAGUUUACGAAAAUUGCGUUUAAUUUAGUUUUUUACGUUAUUUUUAUCCUUUUUUAGUGUUAUGUGUUUGAGAGUGCAAUUAUUUUAAAUUAACAACUAUACCUUUGUCGUGAAUUUUAAUUUUCUAUAAGUGCUCGUAUUUGACGCACCAAGGACCUUUGAAUUUGAUUGAUGUUCACAAUGAGAAGUAAAGAAAAUGUUUUGAGGAGGUAGCACGAACAUAAUAAUAACGCCCACUCUUGAUUUUUCAACGCUCUGUGGCGUAUUAUUAUAACCAACUAAGAGGAAUGAUGCGGUAAAGGAUUUGGAUGUGUAGUGCGUAUAUGUUGAACAAUGAGUGAUUCUCCCGGGGUAGAGUGGCUGCCGGCUUACAGCCCGGGACCACCGCGACAUAGCCCACUCGGGCCCAUUCCCCGCUUUCUGUACGAAGAUGUGCAACCUUUAUGUCUACAACAGGAAAACAAUAACAAGGAAAUUGAGGAAAAGCUAAAUGCUAAUAAAAUAAAACAUCCUAAGCCAGCUUACAGUUAUGCAAGCAUGAUCAGACUAGCAAUUAGCAGCUCUCCAAAUGGCAAGAUGACCCUUAAUGAAAUAUACAAUUAUAUUUGCAAUGCAUUUCCAUAUUACAAAGAAGCUGGAAAAGGAUGGAUGAACUCAAUAAGGCACAACCUCUCAUUAAACAAAUGCUUCAUGAAAGUAGCUCGAAGCAAAGAUGAUCCUGGCAAAGGUUCCUACUGGGCAAUGGAUAGCAGUUAUAAAAUGGCUGAAGUUACACCACGACGCCGACGUAGCCUGCGGAUGGCCCCAUACAGCCCUGAAUGCAGUUCCAAUAGCAGUGGCGAUGCAUGCGUGUCAGGAGGUGUGGCCACUGUCCCUACGCCUCCUGCUACACCAACCACCCCCACUGCACCUGCCACACCCACUACUCCAACUUCUGCAUCGCCUGGAGCAUUUAAAGAAGAGAUAAUAAUCAAGGAGGACUAUGACUCUAAACACACUGAUGACGCUCUAUCUGCACUCAUGAAUGAAGAACUAAUUGCUGAUGGUGAUUUAAGUCGAGAGCAAUGGCGAUGGACGGGCGUGCGUCGUCACGUGUGUGUAUUACGUCACGCGCAGCUAACGGACGACUACGGGAACUUCCGAGACGAGCGCGCUGACGACUGCGAUUGUCCCGUCGAUGACGCUCUGGCUUCGCCCGUCGAACCUGCCCCCCUUUCCCCUGGCCCUCUGUCGCUGCUGUCUCCCCCACAAGAGGGCCCCACUCUCCCCUCGUGGCACAUUCCUUCUUUAUAACGUCCUCCAUCCGACCUUAUAUUAAGGUAAGGAAGUUUAACAAGAGGUUGGAGCCAUGGACUCGGACAAUCACAGUUGAUGGGAAAUUGUAUUUUUGUAUACUGAUUUCGGUUACGGUGAUUGUCUGAUUUAUUAUCCUUUUGGAACCCGAGCACUAAUUCUUACCAUAAAUACAAACUAAUUGUAGUGUUCGACAUAAUAACAGGAGUUGACUCCGCCUUGGCAACAUUUAACGAACAAACUAUUUAACGAUAACCUGUACAAAAUACAUGAAAUGGUUAAAAGCUCGUACCUGAGGUUGGGUUGGCUAAACUAUAGUGUUCAUUGUGACAUAUACCAAGUUUAUACCAAUUUAUUACAACAAAACAUUUUAUAUGAGAUUUACUUUAUAUGUGAAAACAUUCUCAUUUAGUUCACUUCAUUUGAGUGAAGAAUUUUUGAUGUAUAAGUUAGAUUUAAAUUCAGCUUUUCUGACGUUAGAUGUCAUGAAGCCAGAUUAAAAUAUUUCAAUAAUUUACCAGAUCACGACCAGAUCUCAGAAUGACCAGUAUAUUUUAAUUCUUCUAGUUCAUUUCAUAUUUAGUUGUAUGCAUAUAUGAAUUAGUUGUACGAAUUUAUAGUUUUAACGCUGAAAUACGUAAACGCUUCAUAGUAAUCGUUUCUUGCUUUACAUAACAUUUCCACAGUGAUAAAUCUAACAGAAGGGCAUUAAUUUAUACAUUAAAAUAAUCACUGUGGUUUGAAUUCUGUGCCAUACGAGCGUUCGCUUCGCAGCGGACUGAAUCCCAUAUCUUAUUGAAUGUGUUCACGUUUACACGUAUCUUGUAUAGAUAUAUAGAUAUCUAGGUAGCGUAGACUAGGUGUAAUGUAUAUAAGAUGUAUAUGUACGGCGGAUGGACGUAGACGUGUUGCGAGACUAGUUUUAUCUUUUUCAGAUCAAUUUACAAACGUAUUUUCUCAACCGAUAUUUUUAACGUAUACAGAUACAAUUUUUACAAAAGCAACGCAGCUGUGGCCUUUCGCCGAUACUUGAGUUGUCGGAACCAUAGACAUAAAGUAGAUUAAGGAUUUGUAUGUUUUUGAGACAUAAUAAUUAGACUAAACGUCCAAACGAUUGAGGUUUUAUUAGAGAUGCGGGAUCAUAUUUUCGUUUAUAUAAUAUUAACGCGACCUACUAAAUUAUAUAUUAGAUAUGUAACGGGCAACAUUCCUCGAGGUUUGUGUCAAAGUAAUGAUUGUACGUAACAUAAGAUAAUUCGAUAUAAAUAAUAUUCAGUAUUCUCUAAGUAUUGUUAAGUUGGUCGUUCUGUUCGAUCGCGAGGGACGAGUUGCCAUCAUUUAUUGUUUCAUAUUUUAUUCUGUGAUAAUUUUAUUUUCUAAAAGAUGUACGGUUCGUAAAUAUGCCUAUAACAAAUAUUCAUUUAUUUAAAAAUAAUAUUUUUAUUGACAAACAGGAAUAUUUUGUGUGUUUUUCAUAUUAAAUGAUCGUUUUAUAUUGUGAAAGGAUUUCGUACUUGUCCGUCACCGACCGGGUUCAGACUCCGCCUAUAGAUGAUAUUAACGGCAAUUUAUGAAAUUAUUUUAUUUGUAUGCUCGUACGUUAGCAAUUUACUUUAUACUUAAGAGUAGAAUGUUCUACCUCUAUACAAAUAAUAGUUGAUGUACAUUAAAACUUUUAACAAA
Molecule: messenger RNA, 2981 nt
Organism: Pieris brassicae (large cabbage white)
Lineage: Eukaryota; Metazoa; Arthropoda; Insecta; Lepidoptera; Pieridae
Product: forkhead box protein I1c-like
Exons: 6
Coding region: 339-1298 (319 amino acids)
Biological process (GO): regulation of transcription by RNA polymerase II
Cellular component (GO): nucleus
Molecular function (GO): DNA-binding transcription factor activity, RNA polymerase II-specific; RNA polymerase II cis-regulatory region sequence-specific DNA binding
Source: RefSeq, a predicted model, not a curated record